AACACGCAACCUUCUGAUCUGGAGUCAGACGCGCUGCCGUUGCGCCACUGAGUCGAUGAAAUUCUAGGGACCACUUGUAUGAUAUAAAAUAACUUUGGAAAUACCGGUCACACCCUAUAUUUGGUUUUCUAUUUUCUGUUUAUGUUUUGGUGAAAUUAGAUAAUUUUGUUUAUCAUCUGUCGAUUGUUAACUACAUUUCUUAUAUCAUAUUCUUGUGUUUAUUGUUGUCACCAAGGUUUUAAUCUUCUCCCCCUUUUAUCUCUCAUUUCUUCUUUCCCAUUGCUCUUCAUCUCUCCCUUUCUCUCUCCUUCCAGUGUGUUGGAUGUCAUGCCCAUCGCUUCAUAACUUAUCAUCUCCAUUGACAAUGAGACUCACUCAUCAUUUCUCAUCUUCACUCACAUAUUUACUUCUACAUCAUCAUCAUCUGUAAUCACUUUUGCGAAAUGAUUUUCACCUUUAAGCUGUUUGAUAGACAUCAAAUCGGUCCAAAUUAGUUAGUAUCAUAAUAUGUUCACCAUUUUAUGUUUGAUGCAUUCAAAUCUUUACUGUGGCCAAUCAACUAAACAUGCAUGUACGUAAAGAAGAGGCCCAUCGAGCUUUGGAGCUGUUGGAGGAAUAUCAUUCAAAGUUAACAUCUCCUCGUGACAAACAAUUGCGAAAUGCUCUUGAAAGAGUUCUAAGGAUAUUCAAAUCUCGUUUAUUCCAAGCACUUCUAGAUAUUCAAGAAUUUUAUGAACUCACUCUUUUAAAUGAUGAUAAAAGUGUUCAACAGAAAACCGCGGAAACCCUUCAAAUAGCCUCAAAAUGGGAAAGUAGUCCACUUAUCGCUCCUCCGAUUGAUGAAGUGGACUUGGUCCAAUCUUUGUCACAUUCCAGAUCAGUACCUGAUAGAGCGGACACCAGUGGACAACAACAACAACAACAACAGACAAAAUACUCUAGAGGUUAUCAAAGUGAUGAAGAUGUUAGUUCAUCUGAUUAUCGAGGGCCAUUAUUGCCCACGAUGGAUAAUUUCAAUUUUAAUCUUGUCUCAAAUUUGGAAACAAUUUCAAGGAUCGAAAGACAAACAGUGACCGACGACCAGCUUUCCGAUGAAGCGGCUAAUCUACGAUCUGGUCAAGGUAAUCAAAUCAAUUCUGAUAGUCGAAUGCAAAGCUCACCAGCUCAUCGAGGUUACCAUGAGAAUAACAAUUUCUAUCCUGAUUCAACCACAGAAUCUGGAGUCCAUUCAAUGCGUUCUCAUUUAUCUUAUCCUCAUGAUCCUAAUCAAGGUCGACCUAGUCCAUCAAAAAGUCACAUUCAAACUCGAUCCAUUGAUGAUAUAACUAAUUCAGUGAUCAAUUUAAAAUGUGAAUCAACUAAUCAUCCAAUUUGGGAAUAUGAGGAAAUCACCUUGGAAAGAGGUAACGCUGGACUUGGUUUCUCGAUUGCUGGAGGAAUUGGACCUGUGGCUGGAAAUGAAAAUCUACCAAUUAAUACAGAUACAAAUAUUUAUGUAACCAAAAUAAUCUCUGGUGGUGCAGCAGCAUUAGAUGGUCGAUUACAGGUUGAUGAUAUUAUUCUUAAGGUAAAUGAGAUCGAUCUAAUAAACUGUCCUCAUCCCGUCGCUGUUGAAGCACUUAAAGAGGCCGGUAAUCGUGUUCGCCUUGUGGUCAAAAGACGUAAAGAUGUGGUCAUCGAGCUACUCAAAGGAGACAAAGGCCUUGGCUUCAGUAUUGCCGGAGGAAUCGGUAACCAGCAUAUUCCAGGUGAUAAUGGAAUCUAUGUAACCAAAAUAAUGGAAUAUGGUGCUGCUCAUCUUGAUGGAAGAUUACAAGUCGGCGAUCGGUUGAUUGCUGUCAACAGUAAAAAUCUUGAGAACGUGACCCACGAAGAAGCCGUGGCCACACUUAAAUCAACUGCCGAUCGAGUUGUAUUAACAGUACUUAAAGGCAACGUUCGACCAACUCUUAAUCACCCGACGAUUUAUCAACAUUACACCAAUCGAAGCCAUUCACCGAAUCCACCCCAACAAAUUUGCACCAUUCCUUCAACAUCUACACGAAUAACAGCUUGUUCUGUGAACUCUGGUUUCCCUCAGAAGCAGAGUCAUGUUGGUAAUUCAGAUGAUGAAUGGUGGAACUCUCGUAGUGGAGCCAGGGAAAGUCGAGAAACGACCUUUGGUAUGGUCCCGACAGGAUACAAUAUGGCUCCAUCUCCAUGUCUUCCGGAAGCAUCGAAAGCGCUAGAUUAUAGUUCCAGUGGUCAGGAGAUGAUUAAUGUUGUUGGAAGUAAACUGGACAAAGAGAGUGAUUAUUCAACUCGAGAAUCAAGGACCGUCGCAUUAACCAAAAGCUCAACUGGCCUUGGUUUUAAUAUCGUUGGAGGUGAAGAUGGUGAAGGCAUUUUUAUAUCUUUCAUACUCUCCGGUGGACCUGCCGAUCUGAAUGGACAAUUAAGGCGAGGAGAUCAAAUAUUAUCCGUUAAUGGAUUUGAUCUGAGACACGCUAAUCAUGAACAAGCUGCUGCUGCUCUUAAAGGAGCUGGACAAACGGUGACUCUCGUCGUUCAGUACAGACCUGAAGAGUAUAAUCGUUUCGAGGCAAAGAUACAUGAUAUUCGUGAACACAUUAUCCUGAAUGCCUCUGGAAGCCUUAAAACCUCCAUUAAAAGGUCAUUUUUUGUUCGAGCUCUUUUUGAUUAUGAUCCAACCAAAGACUCGGGCUUACCAAGCAGAGGAUUACUCUUCCGGUUUGGUGAUAUACUUCAUGUAAUCAAUGCUUCCGAUGAUGAAUGGUGGCAGGCUCGAAGAGCGUUGCCCGAUGGCCAGGAAUCGGAACUUGGUAUUAUACCUUCCAGAAAAAGAGUUGAGAAGAAAGAACGAGCUCGCUUGAAGUAUGUCAAAUUUCAAGAGAAAUCAGGUUCUGAUGGGAAGAUGUCUACUAUUGAUCGGAAGAAGAAAAACUUUUCUUUUUCACGGAAAUUUCCAUUUAUGAAAUCUCGAGAUACUGAAGAUGAAAGUGAUGAAAGAGACGAUAAAUCACCAACCAAGGAGCACGUCGAGUCUUUUCCGGAAACUAAUCCAUCAAAUGAAGUAGAUAAUCCUAAAGAAGAUAAUGUGCUCUCCUAUGAGUAUGUUGUCCAACAAGAGAUCAGUUACCGACGACCUGUAAUAAUUUUGGGACCAUUAAAGGAUCGUAUUAACGAUGACCUUAUCUCAGAAUAUCCGGAAAGGUUUCAAUCGUGUGUACCUCAUACCACUCGACCUCCUCGAGAUUAUGAAAUUGAUGGACGAGAUUAUCAUUUCGUUGCUUCUCGUGAACAAAUGGAGAAAGACAUACAGAAUCAUCUAUUCAUCGAGGCAGGUCAAUAUAACGAUAACCUUUACGGAACCUCUGUGGCCUCUGUACGCUCCGUGGCUGAGGCCGGAAAACAUUGUAUCCUUGAUGUGAGUGGAAGUGCAAUUAAAAGACUCCAAGCAGCCGGACUUCAACCCAUAGCCAUAUUUAUUAAGCCCAAAUCAAUUGCUUCACUUAUGGAGAUGAAUAAAAGGUUUCCAGAGGAAGAAGCUAAAAAAUUAUAUGAACGAGCCAUCAAAUUGGAACAAGAGUUCGCUGAAUAUUUCACAUCAAUAGUCAUCGGAGAUUCUCCUGAGGAGAUCUAUGCAAAAGUUAAAUCUGCCAUAAACGUAAACGAUUCCCCUGUCAUAUGGAUACGCCCGAGAGAUCAAGGAUUAUGAAGAUUAUCUACUGAUUACCAAUAGAAUCCAAUUGCUAAAAAUCAAAACAGAUCUUCCUUUCAUAAUAUUUUACCAUCAGUCUUUUUCCUCUCUUUUACACAUUGUAUUUUCCUCUCUCUCUCUAACUUUUGUGUCUCUUUCCCAUCAUCUUCAUCUUCUCCAAUCAUCGUGAUAUAUAUAUUACAAUUAACGAAACCAAUUACACGAAACUAAUUACACACACAAACACUUACACACAUUUACAAGGCUUGUUUAAUGUUCAACCAAAGACUCGCAUGGACAAAAUGAAUUUCACCUUUUCUGCAGGAAGACAAAGUUCAUUUUUCUUUUUCCUUUUAAUCAAAUUUUCAAUUCAAACAAACUUUUCAAAUUACACUUUUGAAAAUCACCAACAAUCAACAAUUUAUGAACAAAUCAAUUAAUAGUAAGCGAACAGACGCUCACCCACUGCUCACAGAAAGCCUCAAGUAAAGAUGAUCUCUGGAUUGAUGCUCUCUCAUUCUCUUUUCUUCUAAUUGAUUCCAGAAUUCUUACUUAAUUAUCCACGAUUAUGAUAACAAAAGCAUCGCCUUCGUUAUUGCUUCGCUUUUUCAUCUUUGUUGUUCAUCGGAUCUUCCAACUUUCAUCUGAUCUUUCUUUCUUCCAUCUCUGAGAAUCCAUGUUUUGACCUGUUCCCUCAACUGCCCAUCACUCACUCGCUUUGUCUUCAUGUCAUUUUAAUCAACAUUGUUUUUAAAUGAUAAUUUUAUUUGUUGAAUCCCAAUUGAAACAAACGAAAAGAAACUAAAAUGAAAUGAGAACAAAAAUCAACAUGAAUAUUACAAAUAACAUGCGAACAAUUAACUUUUUCUUACUUAUCAACGUACAAUCUACAAGGUGAAAACAAAAGAUAAUCAACUUAGGAAGAAGCAAUUAACAUGCUUACGAAGCAUUUAGUGUAUCUAAAUUUUCUGGCAGAAAAUCAAGAAAAAAAUCCAAAAGUGAACAAUUAAAAAUUUAAUUUCUUUGUA
Panonychus citri (citrus red mite) is the source of this 4728-nucleotide messenger RNA. It is a transcript of the gene dlg1, whose product is annotated as disks large homolog 1-like. Bases 566 to 3718 code for a protein of 1050 amino acids. Gene Ontology annotation, cellular component: postsynaptic density membrane; neuromuscular junction; neuron projection. Lineage: Eukaryota; Metazoa; Arthropoda; Arachnida; Trombidiformes; Tetranychidae. The record is from RefSeq and is a predicted model, not a curated record. Gene Ontology annotation, molecular function: kinase binding. The transcript has 8 exons. Gene Ontology annotation, biological process: chemical synaptic transmission.